AUGGGUCAGCCAGAGACAGACGAUACUCAACUUCCAGUCUCCCAUCAGAGUCAUCAGCCCCUUAAAACAAAACGAUUUACUCGCAGCCAGGUCGCCUGCGACUGGUGUCACUUUAACCAUGCCAGAUGCGAUCAGACAUUCCCCUGCUCGAGGUGUCUCAAUAAAGGAACGCGUUGCGAGUUCACGCGCGGCCGCCGUAAACGGGGGCGCCUGCCAAAGGUCGGCACUCCAGGGACCGCGAGGAUCGAGGGAAUCAACAGCUCGCAUACAGUCUCUUCUGCGUCAGAGGGGCGAGGGGCUUCAGUGACGCAGAGCCUCCAGACGCCGGAGGAUCCUCGUCCUGCUCCUGCUCAUGUUCUUAAUCAUCAAGAUCAGAUGCACGCACACGACGUGGUUAUCCUGAGUCCAGGUAUGGAAUACUUGUCGUCCGGGAGCAUCGUCUGGCCCAUGCAGGAAGCAGAGAAAAGUCCGAGUGCGGUGGGGAGUCUGUCGCCAACGCGGGGUGCGGUCUCUCCUUGUGCCGGCACAGCAGCCCUAACCGCCGGCGGCUCUUCGGCCCCUCUUGAUUAUACGAACUUCGCAGGCCUCGCUGAUCUCGACGCUUUUAUUCUUGCAAAUCUUGCAGCUGAACCUCCAAUUGCAACUCUCGAGCCGUAUUCAUCUUUACAGUACCCGGUCUUGCAGCCCCUGAUCCCCUUCAUAAGGGCAGAGCUCACUCCAGAGCUGGCCUGCGGCCUGCUCGAGCUCUACUUCACCAGCGCCUUUUCGACGCACAUGCACCCUGUCUGCCACAGUAUACCCUGCUAUGUGCUGCGGAAAGCCUCGUUUCUCAGCAGGACGAAUUACCGCCCAAGUAGCCCGGCGCUCCUGGCCAGCAUGUUAUGGGUGGCGUCGUCGGACGACCAUGCACUCGCCUCACCAUUGACUACUCCUUAUUGCCGGAAGAAAAUUUCGCGUCUGCUCGGGUCGCUUACACUGGACCUAAUGAGAUCGUCAACUCACACGCCUUUUGAUAAAAACGGCCACGCGGCCGCUGGCGGGACCGCCGGCUCUCCUGCCAGUCCAGACGCUUUCCGUGACUUUGCGCUGUACCUUCCGACAGUCAGUGGCGGCGUUCAAGGAUUUGGGUACUCUGUCGGGUCCUUGGAUGACGUGAUCACCUGUAUUCACGUCGCCUCUGUACUGUCACUGAAUGAUCAGAAUGCAUUCGAUCUGAGAUGGUGGCAGGCCGCUUUCACACUGGCGCGAGAGCUCCAGCUGAACCGGGAGAUAGAGCCGGGGCCGAGCAUAGACAGUCAAGGCGCAUGCUUUCCACACAGCCCUGCAGCCUCGACGCCGAAACCGCUGGAUUGCGUCUGCCGUCGGAGCUACGGAUCGACCGUCCUUAUCACAGAGGAGCAACGGGAAGAGCGCCGUAGGGUCUGGUGGCUGCUGUACAUGAUGGAUCGUCAUCUUGCCCUGUGCCACAAUCGGCCUUUGAUGCUCCUGGAUUCUGAGAGCAAAGGCCUCCUCCUCCCGCUUGACGAGGAAGCCUGGUGGGCGGGCGAGAUUCACAGCAAUAGUCCAGACUUCAACGGCCCCCAGUGCGUGAUGUCAGGAACGGGCAGUCUACGGCGCGUUUUCUCAGACUCUACUUGCCACGAUCCUUCACUGUUUGGGUUCUUCCUCCCUCUGAUGACUAUCCUGGGCCAGCUGCUGGAUAUCAAUCAAGCCAGGAACCACCCGAUGCUCGGUCUCGGUGUUCUUGGAGAAAAAACCUGGGAAACUAGGCUACAUGAAGUGCUCGGCCGGCUCGACCAGUACGAAGCGAGCCUCUACGGCUUCGUCGCAAGGUGCGGUGACCGUAAGUCACCGUCCCUUGCGGACGACGACACGGCACAUUGCUUGCACGUCCAGACACGGUUCUGGCUCGCAAAGACAGUCAAAGCCUACGCAUCAUAUUACAUCGAUCUGCUACACAUCCUCCAGAACGGCAAAUGGGAUCCGCGCUCGCUCGCGGCGGAUCACACCCUAUGGGCCUCGUCUCUGAACCUCGCCUCUGCUGUUCCGCAAGCGCUCAGGGCGGCCGAGUCGGUCAGACAGGUUCUGCAUUUCGACCCGAACCUCAGCUUUAUGCCGACCUUUUUCAGCGCCCAAUUGCUUCAAGGCGGCUUCUACUUUCUUGUCCUUCUUGAGCAACUGCAGGAUCAGGCAGGAGAGCCGUUCUUGAGUGCUUGCGAAACCAUGCUCAGGGCUGCCGAGUCCUGCACAGUCACUUUAAAUAACGGGUAUCUCAAGGGCUUCUGUCUGGUUAUGCGGAGUACUGUAGCGCAAGCACGCGGUCGUCCCAUCACCCAGUAUGAGGUUCGACAGCGAUGGAGUGCAAUAGCAGCACUGCACGCUUGGUCGGGGUGA
Aspergillus nidulans FGSC A4 is the source of this 2394-nucleotide messenger RNA. RefSeq names its product Zn(II)2Cys6 transcription factor. Gene Ontology annotation, cellular component: nucleus. Gene Ontology annotation, biological process: regulation of transcription by RNA polymerase II; DNA-templated transcription; regulation of DNA-templated transcription. The transcript has 2 exons. Gene Ontology annotation, molecular function: DNA binding; DNA-binding transcription factor activity, RNA polymerase II-specific; zinc ion binding. The record is from RefSeq and is a predicted model, not a curated record. Bases 1 to 2394 code for a protein of 797 amino acids. Lineage: Eukaryota; Fungi; Ascomycota; Eurotiomycetes; Eurotiales; Aspergillaceae.